Messenger RNA from Lodderomyces orthopsilosis Co 90-125, 1182 nucleotides. RefSeq names its product Hat2p (gene HAT2). The transcript has a single exon. NCBI's taxonomy places the organism in Eukaryota, Fungi, Ascomycota, Pichiomycetes, Serinales, Debaryomycetaceae. Gene Ontology annotation, cellular component: nucleus; Rpd3L complex; cytoplasm. Gene Ontology annotation, molecular function: histone binding. The record is from RefSeq and is a predicted model, not a curated record. Gene Ontology annotation, biological process: regulation of gene expression. The coding region runs from base 1 to 1182 and encodes 393 amino acids.
AUGUCUGACACGGAAAACAAUGGAGAGCAAAGGGAACUAUCCGUCAAAGAGGAAUACCAAUUAUGGAGAAAGAAUUGCAGGUACAUGUAUGAGUUUGUAACUGAAACAGCAUUGACCUGGCCAUCAUUAACAAUACAAUGGCUUCCAAACCAUACAACUGAGGAUGGAAUCAUCAACACUAAGCUCCUCCUUGGUACACAUACAUCCGGGAACGACCAGAACUAUUUGAAAGUUGCUGAGACUCACCUUUCUGCUGACGGCGAACAGAAAGCCAACUCAAGAAUUAAAAUUGUACAGAAGUAUACAAAUAAUCGUGAGAUAUGCAGAGCCAGAUACAUGCCUCAAGAUUCCAAUAUAGUAGGCUCCAUAAAUGGGUCAGGAGAAGUUGAUUUGUACCACUUAGACAGUGACGACGUCGGAAGUUAUACACAUUUCAGUCCUCACUCAGAUAAUGGAUAUGGUCUCUCAUGGAACCCUAUUAAUAAAGGAUUAUUGUUGACAGCUGCUGAUGAUAAGCUAGUCUGCAUCAGCGAUACAAAUAAAGACAAUAAGUUGCUAUUCAAAAAAGGAGAUCUGACUGACAUUGUCAAUGAUGCCAAAUGGCACCAUUUUAAUGGCAAUUUAUUCGCUUCAGUUUCAGAAGACCAAUACACUUACAUCUACGAUACUAGAGCAAACUCCGUUGCAUCUAAAUUUUACUCAAAAGAAUCCUCCGGUAUCAAUUCGUUGACAUUUUCUCCAUUUUCACAAAACUUGCUUGCCAUAGGGAACUCAAACUCCAGUAUAAACUUGUUGGAUUUGCGCAAUCUAAACAGUAAAGGAACAUCUGGUUUGUUGCAUACAUUGAUGGGACACACCGAGGGCAUAACGUGUAUGGAGUUUUCGCCGCACAAUGACGGAAUAUUAGCCACUGGUGGACUGGACAGGAGAUUAAUAUUAUGGGACUUGUUCAAAAUUGGUGAGGAGCAACAGCAAGAAGAUGCAGAAGAUGGGUGCCCAGAGUUAUUUAUGAUUCAUGCUGGUCAUACCGCCGGAGUUACAGAUUUGAGUUGGUGUCCGUUUAAAGAGUGGACAAUUGGGUCCGUUGCUGAUGAUAAUAUUGUCCAUUUAUGGGAGGUAAGCAAAGGCUUGUUGGUUAACGAAGAUUCAACUGAAAACAUUCCAAAUAGUCUUCUUGAAUAG